AUGUUAGCCACCCUCACCCAUACAUACACCACCAGCAAAGCAAUGAGCCUCUUCACCGUAAACUCUCACAACACUCUCCCUUUGUUUUCGCCACUUCAGACCCACAAAAAAACCAUCUUUACCAUUACUAAGCACAGCAAUUUUCUCUACCCUGGUUUGCUUUGCUUCAAUCUCUUUAAUAACCCGAAAAAUCUGAUUCCGAAGGCGGUUGUUGGAAGUUCAAUAAGAGAAGACAAGGUCGUGGAUGUUAAGGAUGCUGCAUUGCUGGUUUCGACUUGCAUUACGCGUAAUUUACCUCCGGCGUUAACUUUAGAGCAAGGAUUAGAUAAGAUUAAGGAGGCCGUGAAUGAAUUGAAAUCAAAGCCUCCUAGUUGUUCUAGUGGGAUGUACAGAAUUCAGGUUGCUGUGCCUCCAAGUGAAAAAGCAUUUCGUUGGUUUUGCUGUCAACCAGAGUCAUCAACAGUGUUUCCUCUAUUUUUCCUUUCAAAAGAGAUGGAGAAUCCAACAUAUAAAUCACUUGCAUUGGGUAUAACUCGAGGUGUUUUUGGUAUUGGUUCAGCUGUCAACUUCAAGGGGUGUUUUUCUUGUGGUUCAGGACAACGCACUUCCAUUCAGAGAUAUCUUCCAGUCGAAUCAACAGCGUCAAUGGCUUAUGGUUUCUUAGACAUCAAGUUUGACACAAUGUUAUCUUCCAUGAAGCAUGAGACGGGCACAUUUUACCUUUUCAUUCCACAGAUUGAGUUAGAUGAAUAUGAGGAUAUCUCUAUAUUAGUUGCAACACUGGCAUGGAAUGACUCUUCAAUUUGUACAUUCAGCGAGGCAGUUCAAUCAUUUGAGUUAUCUUUUGACCAGGUCAGACACUGUAGCAGUGAAUGCAUGCGCCGUGCUCUUAUAAAGUUUGACACAAUGGAGGAGACUAAAGUCAACAUGGUAUGCGUGAAUGCGCUCUUGCUAGAUGGAAGGGAUACUGAAGCCAGCACUAUGGAACUGGUAUCUCCUAUAUCCUGUUUUAAGCGGCCAUAUUGCUCACAGAGAGACGUUUCACUUUGUUCCAGUCAGUUUUCUGCCAGACUUUCACCAACUUUAGCUAUUUCCAAUAAAAUGCAUCAUAGAGAUUACAAUCAAAUGAGCUUCUUCAAGCAAGAUUGCCCCAACAUCAAUGCCUUGUGGGCGUCACUUAUAGUGGAAGAAUGCACUCGACUUGGUUUGACGUAUUUUUGUAUAGCUCCUGGAUCAAGGUCAUCUCCGCUUUCAGUUGCUGCUUCUAGUCAUUCCCAUACGAGUUGUAUUGCAUGCAUUGAUGAGCGGUCACUUGCAUUUCAUGCUCUUGGUUAUGCCAGAGGUUCUCAAAAACCGGCGGUCAUUAUAACAUCAUCAGGAACAGCAGUCUCGAAUCUUCUUCCUGCUGUUGUGGAGGCUAGCCAAGAUUUUGUGCCACUUCUGUUACUUACAGCAGACCGGCCACCAGAGCUUCAAGAUGUCGGGGCAAACCAAGCAAUUAAUCAGGUCAAUCAUUUUGGUUCAUUUGUGCGGCAUUUUUUCAGUCUUCCUGCACCUACUGAUGAUAUUUCAGCAAGGAUAGUACUUACCAGUAUUGACUCUGCUGUAUAUAUGGCAACCUCGUCACCACAUGGUCCUGUACAUAUCAACUGCCAUUUCCGAGAACCACUGGAGAAUAGUCCACGGAUGUGGAUGCGUAGCUGUUUAGAUGGAUUAGAUUUUUGGAUGUUGAAUACUGAACCAUUUACCAGCUAUAUUCCAUUACAACAUUCUAUGACCUGUGAUAAUAUGUAUGGGCAUAUUGGUGAAGUUCUGAAGCUGAUUCAAGGGGCAAACCGAGGGCUUUUACUUUUUGGUCCGAUUCACAAAGUGGAUGACAUAUGGGCAGCUCUUCUAUUGGCUAAACACCUUUUGUGGCCAGUUGCAGUAGACAUCCUGUCGGGCUUACGUUUGAGAAAGUACUUCUCAUCCUUUCUCGACAGCAAGGACAUUUUGUUUGUUGAUCAACUUGAUCAUUUGUUACUCUCAGAUUCUUUCAAGGAUUGGAUGCAGGUUGAUGUAAUAAUCCAGAUUGGAAGUCGGAUAACAAGCAAGCGCAUAUCUCAGAAGCUGGAGCAUAACUUUCCUUGCCCAUAUAUAUUGGUUGACGAGCAUCCAAGUCGUCAUGAUCCUUCACAUAUUGUGACACACAGGAUCCAGAGUACCAUCACCCAGUUCUGUGAUUGUUUGAUUAAAACUUGUACACCACACAUUAGUAAUAAAUGGAGAGGGUUUCUACGAGGAUUGGACAUGAUGGCUUCCUGGGAGACAUCAUUUUUGAUUGGUUCAGAAAACUCAUUGACUGAACCGUACGCUGCUGGGAUAAUACUUCAAGCCCUUCGCUGUGAAUCUGCUCUUUUUCUGGGAAACAGCAUGCCAAUACGUGAUGCAAACAUGUAUGGCUGUAACUGGGCUCCAUGUACUCAUAGUACUUAUCCUAUGUUUAGCUCUGGAUUACCAUGUCACUGGAUACAGGUUGGUGCAAAUCGUGGAGCUAGUGGCAUUGAUGGGUUAAUUAGCACUGCCAUCGGAUUUGCAGUUGGCUGCAGCAAACGGGUUCUUUGUGUGAUUGGAGAUGUUUCAUUUCUGCAUGAUACCAACGGAUUGGCACUAUUGAAACAAUGGGUUCGCCGGAAACCGAUGGUCAUAGUUGUGAUAAACAAUCAUGGUGGCGGAAUCUUCAGUCAACUUCCAGUUGCAAACGUUACGGAAAGAAGUAUUCUAGAUCAGUUUUUCUACACAUCUCAUGAUGUCUCAAUCCAGAAUCUAUGUGCAGCACAUGCUGUGAAGCAUGUACAGGUGCAGACGAAAAUUGAACUACAAGAUGCUUUGUUCACAUCUCAGCAUGAAGAUGUUGAUUGCAUCAUCGAAGUUGAGAGCUGCAUUGAUGCCAAUGCCACCUUUCAUAGUAAUUUAAGAAAAUUUGCUCAACAAGCAUCAGAUCAUGCUUUAAAUAUCCUCUCAAAGCUUUCGGUUACAGAUUCCACAUUCCAGGAGCACGUGAUUUACAAAAUCAUUAACAUGGAAUACUCUCUAUAUCGAGUUCAGCUAAACGCCCCACCUACUUCAGCUUCUCGCAGUACCAACACUACCACAUUCUACAGAGAAGGAUAUGUUAUAACACUGGCUCUUGAAGAUGGAAGCACUGGAUUUGGGGAGGUUGCUCCUCUUGAAACCCACAGAGAGAACUUGCUGGACAUCGAAGAGCAACUUCAGUUUCUUAUUCAUGUCAUAGAAGGAACUACAAUCGAUUACACGCUACCUCUAUUGAAGGGUUCGAUUUCUUCUUGGUUAUGGAACAGUUUAGGAAUCCUGCCAGGUUCAAUCUUACCCAGUGUCAGGUGCGGAUUAGAGAUGGCUCUCCUCAGUGCAAUUGCCGCAAGAGGAGGUUGCAAUCUAUUGGAUGUUCUUCGUCCAAAGAGAGAAGAAUUCUCCAGGGGUCCAUCAGAUGUUCCAAUUUGUGCCCUUAUUGACUCUUAUGGAAGUCCCGCAGACACAGCUUUUGUUGCAUCUGCUCUAGUUGAAGAAGGAUUUACUGCAAUAAAGAUAAAAGUAGCACGUAGGGCAGAUCCUUUUGAAGAUAUUGCUGUAAUACAAGAGGUGAGAAAGAAUGUGGGUCAUCAUAUUGUAAUCCGUGCUGAUGCAAAUCGGAAAUGGACCUAUAGUGAAGCAAUUCAGUUCGCACAUUCAGUAAAAGAUUGCUGCUUACAGUAUAUUGAGGAGCCUGUUGAAGAUGAAGAUGAUAUAAUCAAAUUCUGUGAAGAGACUGGCUUACCCGUGGCACUGGAUGAAACUAUCAACUAUAGUAGAGACAGCCCUCUUGAGGUCCUCAAGAAAUUCACCCACUCUGGAGUAGCCGCUGUCGUUAUCAAACCGAGCAUUAUUGGAGGUUUUGAAACUGCAGCUGUGGUUGCACGAUGGGCUCAGCAUCAUGAGAAGAUGUCUGUUGUCAGUGCUGCAUUUGAAACUGCUGUGGGUUUGUCUGCAUAUAUUCAAUUUGCCCGUUAUUUGGACCUGCAAAAUGCUGAUAUUUGUAGAUUAAUGAGUAGGAAACCUGAUUUAUCUAUAGCCCACGGUCUUGGAACUUACCGGUGGUUUCAAGAAGAUGUGACAGUGGAGCCUCUAAAUAUCUCUGUAGCAGCGUCUGUUAUUGAUGCUGGUCGAUUCCUCCAGCAAUGCCAAAUCAAUCCCAAUAUGGUGGUUAAAACUUCUGCUCAGUCACAAGUUAGGAAAUAUCCAUUAACAGUUAAUGCAGACGGUGUCUCCUUUUCUCUAAAUAUUCUUGAAAUUGGGAAAAGCAUCGAUGAUACUGUAGUUGUGUUUCUUCACGGCUUUCUUGGAACUGGUGAAGAUUGGAUCCCUAUCAUGAAGGCCCUCUCAAGCUCAAUCAGAUGCAUUGCAAUUGACCUUCCUGGCCAUGGUGGAUCGAAGUUGCUUGAUGUUUCACAAGGACAAAGUUUGUCGAUGGAUUUAGUUGUCAAUAUGUUAUGCAAAGUCCUUCAUGAUCUUACUCCUGGGAAGGUUGUUCUUAUGGGGUACUCGAUGGGAGCAAGGAUCUCUUUAUGCAUGGCCCUUAAAUGCAGUAAUAAGGUUGAAGGAGCCGUCAUAAUUUCUGGAAGCCCGGGUUUGAUAGAUCCAGAUGCUAGAACAAGUCGCAGGGCUAAAGAUGAUUUCCGAGCCUCCUCCCUUGUUUCAAAUGGCUUAGAAUUUUUUCUAGAUACUUGGUAUUCUGAAGAAUUGUGGACUAGUUUAAGAAGCCAUCCACACUUCAUGCAAAUAGUUGCUAACCGUUUGCAGCAUGAUGACUUGCACACUCUUGCUAAAGUUUUAUCUGAUCUGAGCAUCGGAAGGCAACAACCCAUGUGGGAAGAUCUGAAGAACUGCACAUUACCUCUUCUGCUUGUCGUUGGAGAAAAGGAUAUUAAAUUCAAGAAGAUUGCUUGGGAAAUGUACUCGAAAAUGAGCGAUGUAACUAAGAAUACUGACUUUCCAACAAUUAUUGAAAUUCCAAAUUCUGGACAUGCUGUACAUCUUGAGAAUCCCCUUGCUGUGAUAGCUGCUUUGUUUUUGGAUGACAUAUUUAUUGCUCUACUUUUUAGUUGUGUUAUGCCUUUUCUCUUGUAUGUCUUUGUACUGCUGUUUGGAAUACAUGAAUAUGGUUCUGUUACAGGUGCUAAUUCUGUUAUUCCUUUUGAGGCUAAUUUGUGUUUCGUGUUCUUGUUUAAUCCUGUGUGUUGUUUCCUCGAUACAAUAAAGGAACAUUUUGUUCUGUGUACUGGAUAA
This is a messenger RNA of Fraxinus pennsylvanica, 5322 nucleotides long. NCBI's taxonomy places the organism in Eukaryota, Viridiplantae, Streptophyta, Magnoliopsida, Lamiales, Oleaceae. The record is from the annotation of a GenBank genome assembly.